Molecule: messenger RNA, 1171 nt
Organism: Poecile atricapillus (Black-capped chickadee)
Lineage: Eukaryota; Metazoa; Chordata; Aves; Passeriformes; Paridae
Product: dynein light chain 1, cytoplasmic
Exons: 3
Coding region: 507-926 (139 amino acids)
Biological process (GO): cilium assembly; microtubule-based process
Cellular component (GO): cytoplasmic dynein complex
Molecular function (GO): dynein intermediate chain binding; dynein light intermediate chain binding
Source: RefSeq, a predicted model, not a curated record
ACCUGAUGAUGUCACAUAGAAUCACAGAAUUAGAUUGGAAAAGACCUCUGAGAUCAUUGAGUCCAAUCGGUGACCAAACACCACCAUGUCAACCAGACCAUGGCACUCAAUGUCAUGUCCAGUGUUAAACACCUCCAGGGACAGUGACACCACCGCCACUCUGGGCAGCUCCUUCCAAUGUCUGAUCUCCCUUUCUGUGAAGAAAUUCCUCCUAAUGUCCAACCUAAGCCCCCCGUGGCGCAGCACACCAGUACCACGGCAGUCAGCACUGAAAGCUUUCCAUACACUGCCCAAAUCUACUUCAUCAUCCCAAAGCACGGGCCCUGUGCUCCCGUGGCCUCCCCGCAUCCCGCCGGUCUCCAUGGGAACGGACGCGGCGCGGGGCAUCCCGGGCCGCAAGACAACGCUGCAGUAAAACCCUGCCGGGAGCCGCGCCGCAGCCAAUGGGCGCUCGGGGACCAGCAGUACUGACCAAUAAGGCGCUCGGGGAUCGGCAGCGCUGACCAAUGGACACUCGGGAGGCGGAGCCGUUGGCCAAUGGGGGCGGCCGGCGCGCAGGGGGCGGGGCAGAGGCGCUGCGAGGCGCGCACGGACCCGAGCGCAGCGCUGUCCGCUCUGCACCGCGCCGGUCCCGCAGCGCCCGAACGCAGGCAAUCAUGAGUGAUCGAAAGGCAGUGAUCAAAAAUGCGGACAUGUCAGAAGAGAUGCAGCAAGACUCAGUGGAAUGUGCAACUCAAGCCUUGGAGAAAUACAACAUUGAGAAGGACAUUGCUGCUCACAUAAAGAAGGAAUUUGACAAGAAAUACAAUCCCACGUGGCACUGCAUUGUGGGAAGGAACUUUGGCAGCUACGUGACUCAUGAGACCAAGCACUUCAUCUACUUCUACCUCGGCCAAGUCGCUAUUCUUCUUUUCAAGUCUGGCUAGAACCAUGGACUGUUACUGAAACUUGCACCUGGGUACAGGACUGCACAUUGAUUCCCACCUUCAGCCUUCCUGGGGAAACACACCUUGAUCUUCAGGUCUUUUGUUGUAUUGUUAAUGGGCAGGGAUUUUGCUGUAGCGGCUCGUAUUUUCAUUGUGGCUAUACAGAAAAGCAAAAAUGUCUUCCUUGUAUUUAUUUUCUUUCAAAAGAUGGCUUCUUUGCUAAUAAAACCGUUGGAACGAGUUUA